Myxozyma melibiosi is the source of this 714-nucleotide messenger RNA. RefSeq lists its product as uncharacterized. NCBI's taxonomy places the organism in Eukaryota, Fungi, Ascomycota, Lipomycetes, Lipomycetales, Lipomycetaceae. The transcript is spliced from 4 exons. Bases 1 to 714 code for a protein of 237 amino acids. The record is from RefSeq and is a predicted model, not a curated record.
AUGUGGGACUCUGCGACUCUCUCGAAGUCGCCAUACCCACUAAAACCCGACUUCACCCAGAGGACAGUUAUUGACUGCCCCCGUAUCGGUGGACUGUCAACGUUGCGCUUGAACCGCUUGGUCGUGCGGACUCUCUUCAACGACCGUCGCCUCGGGGCUCCCUUGCGACGGCGCGACUUACCAGCGCAUGAGUUUCAGAGACGCGUCAACGAAGACGUUUUGAAUCCAAAGAAGCUCACUAGAUUGGCCGCUCUGACCAACCACGCCGAUCCUGUGCGCCAGGAUCGUGGCGCGUACGGGCCGACCACGCAGAGGGACCGGGCCGACAACGGUAUUGCAGUUCCUUUGAGCGCACUCGCCCGGUAUCUGCGCAUGCGGAUCGUUAACCAGUCCGCUUGGUUCGAGUUAGCUUCUCUCCCCUACCUUCUCUCGCAUGCAUGUCACAACGCCCACGCGUGGGAGAGCGCUGGUCUCAUACAGAGAAUGCCAUCCGCGCGGUAUAGGCUACCCUCUGAAAAUGCUUCUGGAACGCAUAGGCUGCUUUCUGGUGUCUCCACGAGUACCACGCGCAACGGACUGCCACAGAGCGCUGAUCCUACCUGCUGCGGUAUAUGCUACCCUCAGAGAAUGCUACCUGAGAUAAGACUAUCCUCAAGAGAAUGCUACCUGAACCACUCGAGCCACUUUCAGAUGAUGCUACCUACUGCGGUGUAG